Messenger RNA from Parnassius mnemosyne (clouded apollo), 1119 nucleotides. The record is from the annotation of a GenBank genome assembly. Lineage: Eukaryota; Metazoa; Arthropoda; Insecta; Lepidoptera; Papilionidae.
AUGGUUGGAAAUAAAUGCUCUGGAUGCCGCCAAAACAUAACUACUAGGGAGUUUCUGGUGUGCUCCACUUGCUCAUCUAAAUACGACCUUUUAUGCGCUAAUGUUGGUUUAAAAAGAUUUAAUCUAAUGAACCACGAAACAAGACACUGCUGGAAAUGUCCUGAAUGUCAUAGUAAGCAACCAAAAUCUGAUAACACGAACUCACCGUUGCGCCAACCACUCCAAUCCAAUCAGCCGGGCCCCAGUAACGUCAGCGUACUUGAUGAAACAUCAUGUGAAACCAGCAACGUUACCAUCAGAGCUCGCCAGCAAUCACAGGCUGUUCCAGUUGACGACCGUUAUGUGACGGAGGAUUCACUGCGGCGAAUACUUAGUGAGGAAUUGUCAUGCGUGAUCGAAGAAAAGAUAAAAAAAUUGGUAACUGUACAACUUGGAACGAUAAAUGAGCGCAUAACGGAAUUCAGUGAGUCCAUUCCUUACUUUAACAGGCAAUAUGAGGAAAUGAAGGCUGAACUGCAGGAAAAGUCGGCUAUCAUAACAGGGUUGCAAAAAGACAACGAAACCUUGCAAUCAAGUGUCAAAGCUCUGUCCCAAAGACUCAAUCUGGCAGAGCAGAAUAUGAGAGAGUCGAAUUUGGAAAUAAAUGGUGUACCAGAACAUAAAACGGAAAAUCUGUCAACCCUUCUAACCCAAAUAGCAAAAACCGUUGACUGCCAUAUUGGAGAUGAAGAUAUUCAUCAUAUAACACGAGUCGCCAAGCUAAACAAGGACAGUGACCGGCCUCGCAUGGUUAUUGCUAAGCUCCGCAGCCCCAGACAUCGAGACGCCAUGUUGGCUGCUGUUGCCAAAUUUAACAAGAGUAACCCAAAGGAAAAGCUGUCAACCCAGCAUCUUGGUAUGGCGGGUCCGCCAAAGCCUGUGUUUGUCUCUGAACACUUACCACCAGCUAUCAAGUCUCUACACGCAGCAGCUCGCCUCAAGGCCAAGAAGCAGGAUUUUAAAUUCGUAUGGGUUCGUAAUGGACGCAUCUUCUUACGCAGAAAUGAGUACAGCCCAGCCAUCCUCAUUCGAAGUAUUGAGAGUCUUGAUUCGAUAACCUCUACUCAACAAAGAUCCUGA